Micropterus dolomieu (smallmouth bass) is the source of this 1394-nucleotide messenger RNA. RefSeq names its product prostaglandin E synthase (gene ptges). Gene Ontology annotation, molecular function: prostaglandin-E synthase activity. NCBI's taxonomy places the organism in Eukaryota, Metazoa, Chordata, Actinopteri, Centrarchiformes, Centrarchidae. Gene Ontology annotation, biological process: prostaglandin biosynthetic process. The record is from RefSeq and is a predicted model, not a curated record. The transcript is spliced from 3 exons. Bases 81 to 530 code for a protein of 149 amino acids. Gene Ontology annotation, cellular component: membrane.
ACUAUUUUGCGGCUUUACGCACGCACCAACUUCGAAGCUCCACUUCGAUAUCAAUACAGUUUGGAUAGUUAAUACAAACAAUGGCCUACAUGAUAAGAAAUGACGUUUUCUCCUGUUUUGCUUUCUACGCGGUGCUUCUUGUGAUAAAAAUGUACAUUUUAGCUAUAAUAACGGGACAAGUAAGGCUGCGUAAAAAGGCUUUUGCCAACCCUGAGGACGCGCUGAGACACGGAGGUUUACAGUUUCAUAGAGAGGAUCCAUAUGUCGAAAGAUGCCGGAGAGCUCAUAUUAACGACAUGGAGAACAUCCUGCCCUUCCUCUUCCUGGGAGCUAUCUAUUCCAUGAUUGGACCUUCACUGCCUGUGGCCCGGCUUCACUUCCUGGUCUUCUUCAUGGCUCGCAUUCUGCACAGCAUUGCCUACCUGUUUGCCCUGCAAGCACCAACACGCUCACUGGCCUACACCAUCGCACAGAUACCUUGUGUCUCUAUGGCUGUGCAGACCCUAAUGGCAGUCACAGCUUAUGCCUAAAUAUCCAGAAAUCAGGGACUGAAUUAGAGGUGGUAUUUCUUGCUUGAAGGAUGGCGAUAAGGAUCUGUAACCUGAAAAAGCAGGAGGAGGAUACCGGAGAGGCCUCCUGGCAUGGAGAACAUAAAAGACAAGUAUGUCAGUGACAGUGCAAUAUAAGGCGUGUUAUUACACGACAGCUGGGUUUUGUGAGUCAGUUUUCUUCUUGUUUUAUUUACAACGUUGAACUGUGAGAAUGUCUUAAAAGUUAUUUGAAGUUGGCAUCUUGUACUGUUUUAAAAAAAUGCCAAUGAAGGUAGUUGCUCGUUUUUGUCUUUUUAACCAGGAUUUGUUGAAAUGACCUGAUAAAAUUUAAAAGUCACAUACAGACAGUUGUAGACCUUUCGUUAAGCCACAUUGGAAGAUUUUCCAGCACUGCACUGUAUGUUCAUCCCUGCCCCUUUUGUGUUUACACACAAAAAAGACCACCCUUCAUGUGGUGUUGUGUGCUCCGUGGCUUCAUCUGCUUCAUAUGUGGAUAUUCCAUCUGUUAUAUUAACAUUUGUUUGCGUGCUACGUUCAACAAAAGCAUAAUGGAUCCUGGCAUGAUGACUUAUAAUUUGUGAGAGAUUUUAUACCACUUGAUGCUUUUAGGAUGAAGAAAAGUAAUCCUAAAACUUAGUUUGGACUGGGAAUAAAUCUCGCAGCAACCUGUGAAAGAGGUCUUCUGAUAUGUAAAAUUUAAAUUGUAUCUGUGAAAACAUAUUUUUGAGGCUGUGUUAUAAUGGCAUAUAUAAUAAUUUAUUAUUCAAUUUAACGUAUACAGUGAUAUUUUUGAGUCCCUAGAUACAUUUUUGUAGGCAAUAAAAUAGUACAUGAAUACUUGAA